GAGAACAAGCGCCGCUAUCGCGCGCGCCGCAAGGAAUACGUGGCCGAUCUCGAACGAAUGUUGAAAGAGGCGCGGGAGCGUGGUGUACAAGCUACGAAGGAGGUGCAACUUGCGGCUCAGCAGGUUGUGCAGGAAAAUGCUAGGCUCCGGGAGCUCCUCGGCCUUGCUGGUUUCAGUCACGAAGAUGUUGAC
Molecule: messenger RNA, 192 nt
Organism: Ilyonectria robusta
Lineage: Eukaryota; Fungi; Ascomycota; Sordariomycetes; Hypocreales; Nectriaceae
Exons: 1
Source: RefSeq, a predicted model, not a curated record